UUUAUGAGGCAAAGUUUAUAAAAAAGGUUAGAAUGGAACGUCGUUCACAUUUGCACUUACUGAAGAUGUAUAUUAUUUUUAGUGUGAUAUAUAUCUUGUUAUUGAAUUCAUCACCUCAGAAAAUUGUCCGAUGUGUCAAUUUCUAUAGCGAGACAGAGAAAAAAAUGUUUAUAUUGUAAUAUAUAAAAAUUUCUUUGAUGUUCUACGUUAAAAGGGUAAUUUGGUUUUACUUAAGUGUUGCACUCAAAAGUUGGCACUUUUUUGUCAUUUCAAAAACGCAAUUUAUUGAAAAUUGAUUCCAGCCAAUAUCCAUUAAUAAAUUUAAUAUAAAUAAGUUGAAAAUAUACCAGGAAGGUAGUUCAUUAUACUGAAAUGUUCUUAAUGUGUUUACUUUGCGAUUUGCAAGUAACGACGGCAAUAAUAUCGGGGGGUCAUUUAUAAAAUUACUUCUAAAUUAAAAUUUGAAACGUUUUUGCUGGCUGGCAUGGAGUCAUGACCACACGUAUUUAUUUUCUUUGCAGAUUGAACACACGACGGACGUAACGGUCGUGGUAAGCACUGAUUUUAUCAUAAGUUAGCUUCCUCUUAAGUUCACGCAAUAAUGCUUUCAUUGGAUAUGAUACACUGAAAGCGUAAACACCAAAAGAUAAAAUACUUUUUAAUUUUAAGUGUAAGUUUGAUAGUAUUUAUACUCUACUAAAUAUGGACAGAGCAGAUGCAAACGUGGGUAGCACCACCACUCAAGAGACGUUGAACACAACGGCAGCAGCUGGGUGCGGCUGUUUAUAUGGUGGAAAGUGUCGAAGAACUGGAUCAACUCUUGAAGUCUCGUGCUUAUGCCCGAAAGGAUAUGAGGGCAAAAGAUGCCAGAAAAGUGUUAUUGAAUUCAAUACAAGUCCUAAACAACUGGAAAAUCAAGAACUCGUUGCUGGUUGUGUUGUCGCUGGUUUUAUUGUUCUUAUCCUCGCAAUUGUCGGGAUUAUCGUUUGGAGGCGUUAUAGAAAGAUACAGAAAAACAAGAAAAGAAGAACGUCACUUCAGGAAAGCUAUAAGAAAAAGAUGUCGAUCGAAGGGAUUAGUAUAAUCGAUGAAAAAUCUUCAAAUGUCAACAAAUGUCCUUACAAAUGUCAUCCCUUGGGCAGCACUCCUCCGCCAUCUUAUAUAGAAGUCGCCGGGAAGAACGUAAGCGGUAAUGUGUACGUAAACCCGGCUGCAGUUCCUACGGUCUAUACACAACCCAAACCUGAAGUUGACGUUUCAACCAAAUGUCACGAUAAUCCUUUAGUAACCGUAAAAGACGAAUCUAAAAAUACUGAAUAACGUUGGUAUGGUCCCAUCUGGAAUAUUCCUUCACAAUUGCUUGGAAAAAAUUCUAAGUUAUACCUGUAGUUCAACAAUUUAUUAUAUUGCAGUUGUCAGGCCUAAUUAUUUCAGUCAACUGAAAGCGUCAUAAGUAUAUUAUAUUUCAUAUAUAUACUAUAAUUGAAUCAGAGAACACGGAAGUAUUUAGUUCAUCUGAUCGCCGUACUUGUAAAAAAUGAACUUUUACAUUUGCUCUAUUUAUACGCGAAUCAUCUUCAUAUUUUAUUUAUUAAACUGUAAACUUAUUUCUACUUUUUAACCUUUAUUUCAAAUAUGUAUAUCUCACUGAAUAUGAGUUGAAUGGCUCACAAAAGGAAACAAAAUAAUGAAUUUUCUCUGAAAAUCUAAAUUUAACAAUAUGUUGUUUUACUCAUUUUGCUAAUAUAUACAAUAUUAUCAGCAUUUUUAGAUGAAUAUUUUUUCUUCAAAUUUGUCAAGUUGGAAACUUUCACUGAAUAUCACCACAAAGUGAACCGAGAAAUUGACCAAAAAUUUGACUGUAAGAAAUCAGUAAUUGUGAUAACUAUUAAUUGACAACUAUUUCAACUAAAAGUGAAAUUUGUUGAAAGUUAUUUAUAUCGUGAUCAACAUAGAACUUUUUUAGAAGAAUUAUUUUUUGAUCACGUUGCGACAAAACAAAAUUAUAUGGAUAUAUUUAAUCAAUAUAUUUGAUAAUUAACUGCUUAUGACAUACCACCUGUUCUACGAACAUAGCCACCAUUGUGUUUUCUAUGCAUUUUUCAUUGUAAAAUUAUUUCUUUGACGAUGUUCCAAAUAUUAUGCGGGAUAUGAAUGUUGCGGAAUAUGGUACAGUAUAAACAUUUACGAGAAAUAUGGUUGUUGAAA
Molecule: messenger RNA, 2208 nt
Organism: Styela clava
Lineage: Eukaryota; Metazoa; Chordata; Ascidiacea; Stolidobranchia; Styelidae
Source: RefSeq, a predicted model, not a curated record